This is a messenger RNA of Truncatella angustata, 2677 nucleotides long. RefSeq lists its product as uncharacterized. The transcript is spliced from 4 exons. Lineage: Eukaryota; Fungi; Ascomycota; Sordariomycetes; Amphisphaeriales; Sporocadaceae. The record is from RefSeq and is a predicted model, not a curated record. Bases 311 to 2518 code for a protein of 735 amino acids.
UCAUUGCGGGGCCUCCAGUUCUUCAUAUAAAAGACGACAGCGCCGCUAGUACCCCUUCUACGGUGUUCUUUAGGAUGGUGUAGGAAUGGCUUGCGGGAGCCUAGUUCAGAAGUGAACCUGUGGCUGUGGCAGUGAACACCUUGGCGCAUAGGCUCGUGGAGGCUUGGCAGACUCUCGUUCAGCCUUGCCAUAGAUCGAGGCAUACAAAACUCGUGUGAGUCCUGCGUAUCUUUUCCUUCAGCUGGGAAAUGCUCGAUUCUUAUCAUUUCCUGCGGAGAAUCGAGUCCUUUGCGGACCUUCAACCGUCGCGAUGGAUCCCCUCUCCAUCAUAUCCGCCGUCGCGGGCAUUGCAACGGCCGGGACGGCGCUAGUAAGCUCGUUGUAUACGCUGGUAGAGACGGUGCGCAAUGCGCCGCGCCAGAUGAGGGAUGUUGCCAAGGAGAUGACAAGUCUAACCUGCGUCCUGGAGUUUCUCGUCGAGAUCAUUUCCGAUGGCCACAAGAUUGCGACACGUCACUACCUCAACGGUAUCAAGUCGGUGGUGAAGAGCAUCGAGAACACACAAAAUGAAAUCAUGGACAUGAUUGACGACCACAGCAUCAUCAAUCGUCUGAAGUGGCGUAAGGCAAAGACAUUGUUGGAGGAUAUCAGAGCUCAUCAGAGCACGGUAAGCAUGCAGGUUGCUAUCCUCAACCUGGGUAUGCUCGCAAAGAGGGAUGGCCACAUAAAGAAAGCAUCAGAAAGGCGGUUGAGGAAGCAGGCCGAAAGUUUAGUGCAAGCGAGUAAUGCCUGCUUGGAAGCGAACAGGGAGGACACUUUGCAUUUUGUGCCGCCCCCUCCUCGUCCGGCGUCGCCUCCGGUUUAUGGUGCUGCCCCAGGAGCGGAGUGGUACUACGGUGCACCGAGCCCUCCACGCAAUAGCGACAGUAUAGGGGUCGAACCCUCCAUACCUGACUAUAGUGGCAUUCCCAAAGUGCCUUUGCCAGAUCGAGUGGCGACAUCAGAUAAUAUCAAAGAGCAGGAAAAUAAGCCCCCAGAUGCUCCUCGUCCGCCAAUCAUCCCAGGGAGAUCGGAUAGUCUGCCAGCUUUGCCAAAUACGCCACAGCCUGGCAAAUCGGGCUCUAGUGCUGAUGAAGCGACGAGGAAGCAUACACUCAUGACGUAUACGCACAACAGUCCGGGUGACGCUGCCACACUCCUCUACAACCUGGUUUUCUCGUCAUCAGGAGGGGAUUCUGGCUAUGAAAGCGAUCAAGCGGACCCUGCUCCCAGCGACACCCAUGAGACUGAGGAAACCUGGUUUAGCGAGGACUAUGAUUCAUCUGAUGGUGAUGUGGGCGAUACGAUUCGUCGAGAAAGUAGAAUGGCCAGUAAGCGAGCCGAUCGAGAGCGUCGAAAGGGUGAAGAAAAUGCUGCAGCAGGAUCAAGCCACCCCUCUGGCAGGAAAGGUCAAAAUCUGAAUGGCCAUAACCAGCCCUCGAUGGUUGUGAACAGACUCCUACUCAAGUGGACCUCUCUCACAAAUCAGGAGGUGGAGGACACCGACUCUGGUGUAGAAGACUACGCGGAAAAUGACCGCCUAAGAUCAAUCCGUGGUACAGUUGCAGCCAUUGCCGCCAGAAACAACGAAUCGGGGAACAACGCGAGGACGACUGUACCUGAAUCAUCGUUCGAAUAUGGAUCCGAUUCAAGAGACCGAGUUCCACCAUAUGCUCCGUAUGGUGAGCAUGGGUACACAGGUUAUCCCCAACCGUGGUCUUACCGUCCGAGUCCUUCUAUCAACGUACCUAACGGGUCGGCUCGUCCGCCGCCGCCACCCACCUCUCAUGACACCACGGGAUAUGACUUUUAUGGUAACCGUAACCCUUACAUUAGUCCCUUCAUGCCUAAUACAGGACAAAAUAUGCAGAGCAAUACACAAUACCCAGGUUAUGUUACACAUAACCUAGCAGAAACAAAGGCUCCCUAUUCUUUCAAACCACCGAACGUAUUAAUUCUGGAUAGAAAAUCCGAGAUCGACGAAGCGAGGGACUCUUCUAGCGUUGACAACCUCGCUGUUCGGAACAAAGGAUUCCGGGUUGAGAGGCAGAGCUCUGCGGAAAUGAUUUAUCACCCGGCCUCAUUCCUGUCAAUGCAUGGGCUCGAAGGUGAAGGCAUUCUUGGAGCCCUUGCAGCUUCCAGGUCGAAUGCUAUGUACAGCGAGCUAUGGCUGACAUUGAAACAUGGGUUUGACUUACAAAUUCCCUAUUCGCGAUCGUCUGACGUAGGAGAGACUUGGUUCCUGGGAGAAAGGCCUGUUUUUAUCUUGUUUUAUCACUCUUCCUACCAACCUCAGUUUUUCCCUUUAUCGAAAGACGACAAGAUAGCCUUUGAUCGUGAGUGUGUAACAAUCGGUGAGCAGUGGAUUACCGACGAAGCUCUGAAGCAGCACGGCAUCGUUCCAAGAGGAAAAGAGAAUGGCAAGCUAAUACUGGACCCGGAUAUAUCUACGGUAUUCGUGGUCCCGGCCGGUAUCUAAGCAUCCACACGCUAAUUCCGUUUUUCUAGUCCGAGUUGGCAGGACUUGUCGACCUAUCCCAGUCACUGUCAUGGAUAGAGCAGCGCCGCCGAUAUGCCAAAACUUUCUACGAGCCAGUAGAUACCUUUAGGACUGUGCAAGAACAUUAUAAUAUAAAUU